Fusarium oxysporum Fo47 is the source of this 888-nucleotide messenger RNA. RefSeq lists its product as uncharacterized. The coding region runs from base 1 to 888 and encodes 295 amino acids. The transcript is spliced from 2 exons. The record is from RefSeq and is a predicted model, not a curated record. Lineage: Eukaryota; Fungi; Ascomycota; Sordariomycetes; Hypocreales; Nectriaceae.
AUGGUGGUCUUUGCAUGGCUGUUCUUUCUACUACUAAAAGUCAACAAGUUUAUCAACACUUCAACAUCAAUCUUCACUCACCUGUUUCGAAAAAGAAACCCGGGUCCCAAUCUCUUGACUCAUCGUGUAUCAGGUCUUGAACGCCUUGAGCGCACGAAUCUUGCCCAUGCGACAAGCACUUUUCUUGCAGAGCUUCACGAAGCACAAUGCUUUUUCGUCGUCGCUAUCGAGAUAGCGCUGAUAAAUGCCAGUUCACGAUCAGCCAUAUUCACUGGUGCAGAUAACUGGCAGAGUCUUCUGUGGAAUCGUGACAGUGUCCAGUUCCUUGCAGGUAUGGGAGCUUGGCCCAUCAUUCUCGGACAGAUCUCCCUUCGAAGAGCUGAGCUAGACUCGAUGUACUACCUCAUCCUCUCGACACUUGCAUUGGCACUUGCUGGUGUUGCAGCAGAUACAGCUGCCAAUCCCGAUCCAGAUCGGAUAUAUAAGAUGUUUCAAGGGCAGAAUACACUUGAAGAAUGCGGCGGCCAUCCUUCACUUCGAACAUUCUGCGUGGAAGAGCGAGAGAGCAUAUACUGGUAUGUCUUUCCAGCAGGAAGUAUAUACGCGUUCCUUGGAUUACUUGCUAUUCUAUGGUGGGCCAAGCUCUGGAGCCUGUGUAACUCUCCAGCAUCGUUUGUCAAAAGACAUAAGUCUCUGUCAAUACGGCAACUUGAGGCAUGGGAAUGGUUCAAGUGGUUCGUGAUCAAAGCCUCUCUCCUUGGAAUACACAUUGCUGAAGCUGGUGCCCUUGCUUGCAUAUGCUUCGGACUAGCAGUAAUUCGUGCGCCGUUGCUGAAUCUUCUGCUGCGAGCUGGUUGCGGUGUUGAUCUGGGCGCCGGUGAUAUCUAA